AUGGCUGUCUCUGUAUUACAGGUGAAGGAUCUGACCAAGUUCCUGGAUCCAAGUGGGCUGGGGGUGAUCAGCUUCGAGGACUUCCAUCGAGGAAUCUCGGCCAUCAGCAAUGGAGGUGAGUCAGAGGAUCUUCCUUCCAAAGCUGUGAUGACCAUGACUGCCAUCAUAGUUUGAACUUUUAUUUGGAAACACCUUUGAAAGCUCGAAAAUGAGGCCUAUGUGCUCUCACUGACAUGCACCAUUUUAGUCAAUUUUUUGGGGGCAACUUUUGUCAAUCACUAAGUAUCCCUAUCCCCUAGAUAGACUCAAAUAGAUCAUUACAUGAACUAUUUGCAAUUGCUAUCAUUUCAUUAAGUCUGCUACUACUAACAAUAUGGAGAGCUGUAAUGUUUUAAGAUCAGGGCUUCCAUUGACCAGUGCCAUAUGUUGGUCCUAUCAGGCUCUAUCUAUCCCAGCUUCUUCCUGAUGGCAGCUGCCAUUGUUCAUAUGCUCACAUGAUUUUAGCUAAGGUGAAAGGUUUUGAGGAGGGGAAAAAAACAGUGACCCAAUUUCAUUCAGACUGCACUUCAAAUCACAUAGUUUUUCUUUCACGGAACGUUUACAGCCUCCUAUAAACCUUCCUUUCUAAACAAUGGAAGCAAUGUAUCAUGUGCCUGACUACUGAGUCGUCAUGUUUCUCUCUACCUUCUCAUCCAUUUCAAGGAAGGAUGAGAGAUGUGUCCUGAAAAGUAUAGGCCGUAGACUGCUUGUUUACACAAUGUCCGUUUUUCAGCCCACCCAUAAAUCAUCGGUUGCUACAAACAAAUAAAAACAAAACAAAUAUUCCACUGCAAUCCUGUUAUGAGUCACUGUAAAGCGCUGAUGGAUUUAUCCAUCCAUGAAGCACCUCAAGCGUCAGCAAUAUUGCCAUCAUUAUGGUAAAGAAUGUCACCCUGGUGCUAUGCUGACAUCAUCAUACAGAGACGGUGUUGACAUCACACACUAGCUGUGUUAGCGUGCUGCACAGGUUUGUGUUGAUGUCAUCGCAACAGUGUUGUUGCCCUGGCUGCCACCACAGCCCUUUGCUUUGCUGUUGGUCUGUGUUGGAGUUUUUCCCAGUGCUUUCUGGGUUACAACUGCCCCAUUUACCCGGACCGUUAAUAAGUAAUAUGCUGGAAAGCAUGAGACACGAGGCACAUGGACUUCUGCUAGGCCAGGUUUCAGCUAGAGAAUGAGAGAGGGAGGGAGGGAGGGAGAGGGACUGGGACUGAGUCCUAUUCGCCUGAAUAAUUCAGUGUCUCUCUCUCUCUCCCACUCGUUUCUCAUCGUCUCUCUCUCCCACUAUGUCUCUCUCCUGGUGCCAGCGCCUUAUCCAUUUCAUGAGACCUCACAAAGGACAGGAGAAAGAGUCACUCAAGCCAUGUAAAGACUGUUCUAAGGUCACUGUAACAAGUCCAUGAUAUAGCCUAACCUAAUUAUUUUCUUCAAACCUCAGGACUCUAGUUUGCCAUGAACGUGUGAAGAUCAGAACACUUAACUUCCCCGGCCUCUCACACUUCGUUGUCAGAAUUCCAGUCCGUCUGUAUAGCCAACCUUGCUCAGGGCUACAAGUAUUCUGCACUGGUCACCCCCACCUCGUUUCCCUGGAGUCACAUCAGAAAACCUGCUAUUCCAGCUCCAACUGGAACCACAGUUCAGUUUCAAUGUUUACUUUUUUAAAUUUUAACUUGGUUUCUCCUUGUCAUUUCUCUGUCGGUUACUGGCUGGAGGUGCCUUUAAUAAAGAAAAGCCUGUUGGCAGUGUAAAUACCUUACCCCCCGUGUUGUCUCUGGCAUGUCUGGAAUAGCUAAGCCAGUGUAGCACAGGGAGACGUGUUGAAUAAAGUCUGUCAACUCUUAGAAAAUACAAUGUGUCCCUGUACAUUGUGACUCUUUUGAGUUGGUGCCAAGCGACUCCAGCACUCUGCCACCCUAUACAGAGGGACAUGCAACCCUCUCAAGCGAACCUCCUCCCAGCACAAAAUUAGACUUUAUAUUCUACUUAACUACCCAGUAAUCUGUAUCAGUCCUGAACAGCAGCGGCUGUUACGUAAGACCAGGGUAGAACCUGCAUGUGGUCCAGCGGCCACUGCUGUCAAGAGCACUGUUUGUGUUCUUUUAGCUCAGCAGCAGGGUGCUAUUCAGAGCUCUGUUAACUAGAGGAGCCUUCCCCAGUGGCUGCUGGGAGUCUGGCCCGACACCCUAUUGUCCGCUCCCGAUUUGGUCGGUCUCGGGUUUCACAGCGCUUAUUUGCAGGUGCUUUCGUUGGAGGCUCUAAAUCUGAAUUUGAUAGGGGUCAUUUUGUGUUCUUUUAUUGGUUGAUUUAGCUCACACACACUUCACACACUCACAUUGCACACAGCAGCCCUUGAAAUGUGACUGUUACAUAAUGUUGAUUGUUACUCCAAGCAUAAAGACUCGUUUUCUAAAUAGGGCGGCGAGGACAUGUACGGUAAAAGAAGCACUGUAGUUGACCAUAGCACAUUUGACUUUGGUUCAGACAUUUAGUCCCCCCCUUCUGUAUACUUUCAAAGUUUGCACUUUUAAUAAAAAAGCUGAAAUCCUUUUUGUAUUCGCCUGACUUACACAAUGCAGCCUAUUAUUAAUUCUCUAACGUGUAGUUAAAUCUUUAACUCUCAGAGUUGACCCGACAGUAUUUUCUCUGUUUACUGUAUUACACCUGUGUAGUGGCGGUGUUCUAUCAUAUUUCCGUGGUAUGUUGGCUCUAUAUUGGCUCUGUGUUUACCAUCGCAUUGUGUUGACUUUGAUCUGUAUGUGUUUGCUGUGUGUGUAUUGGCCUGCAUGUGUUGACCUUGUCCUGUCUGUGUCUGCAGGGGCAGAGCCCCAGCUCUACGACGUGCACUUCAGCCCAGGGGACGGAGCCGUGGGCUGCCCAGAGGAGUACGAUGAGGUGGGUGAUGUCAUUGGAUAUAGUCAUCGCAGUCAUUGGUUACAAUACAGUUACUACUAGCAAUAUGACCACUCACACAGACUUGACUACAUCAGAAAAACAGUGUGACUGACUGCACCACAGUAUAUGAACCCUCGACAUAAAGCAGUAUAAUAUGGGUCACGGUGGUCUAAUGUGAAUGUAUAGCAUGGUACACCACUGUGACUGCCCAUUUGUAAUUUAUUAUGGUCUUGUGUGGUCCAGUUGUGCUGUCCCCAUUGUCCCUUUGCAUACAGAGCUCCCAGGCUGAAGUCUCUGUGCACUCACACAUCCCACAGUAAUUCAGCGAGUGGCCAGCGAAGCUAUCAUUACCACUCCGUGAAUAUUCCGCAUGCUGAACUUUACAGUUUGGCACCCGUCGUAUGACAUCUGGCUGAAUUUUCACAUCGUAUUUUUCUUUUGACAAAAUAUUGAAUGGUUGGAGUCUGGUUGUACUUUACACACGCAUGCUAUUAUGUUUUUUCAGCUGCGGUGGGGGCAUAUCUGACAUUCCUGGCUCCUCUUAUGCGUGGACUUGUAUAUUUAAAGGGAAACUUGUUCAAAUGUUCAACUUCAUAUUCAUCAUCACCUGAAAAUUGGUGCAUUUCUAUGUUUUGUAGUAAAAAAACAUAGUGGAAGAUAAGUGUUUCCAAUGACAUCAUUGGUGUGCAUCGUGUGAUUUUGACCAAUUGUGAGUAGGCAUAGCCUACUAAUUGCCUGCUAAUUGCUUGAUGAUGUCAUUGGAAAUAUUUGUCUUUCUCAAUCUUUUUUACUACAAAACAUAGAACGCGCCACUUUCACAAAUGUUGGGGUGGUGCUGAAGAUGAUGAAUAUGAAGAUUAGACCUUUUCUUUCUACUGUUAUUCAGUCAGUUUGCUUCCAGCACUGUAGUAUGAGUGCACUGUAUCAGUCUGAGUCUGCACACUGUGUAGUUUCAGCACCCCCCGUUGGUAUGGCUAAUUAGUGCAGUCUGUAGUCUCAGGCAAAUAUACAGCAGCGGUCUGGUCAGGCCACAGGGUGUGCAGGCUUUGGCCCUAACCUAGCACCCAAACACUUAGGUCUUAGUGACUACUUGAGAGUUUGAAUCAAGUCCAGCACCGUUUUUCAAUGGACUUUCAUUUGUAUUACCCUCAAAAAGUUUGAGUACUUUUUUAAUUUUAGUCCCCCGUGGGAAACGCACCCACAACCCUGGCGUUGCAAGCGCCAUGAUCUACCAACUGAGCCUGUAGUAACAAUAAUACAACUACUAGCCUUUAGUUAUUGCACACACCUCCAAAAACACAGUGAAGUGAGUUGCAGAAACGGUUUGCUUAAGAUCAGUGUUGGGUCUGUCCUCUCCAUGACAUUGAAUUAAACAUUAACUGAUGUAUCACUACAGUAUACAUUUCAAAAAAUUGUCCUGCCCUAAGAAAUAGCGGUAGCUCUAUUGGACGGAGUUUGGGGAGAGUUGGUGGUUGGUGCUUUUAAAGUCGACGCCACACCUGUGUCCCUGAACUCUGUUUUUCCCCUGGGGUCCUGGCAGUAAAGAUUCCUCACUCAAUGGCCACCCUGUUCUAACCCUGUUUGCUCUCAAAACAGGAGAGGUGAGGUAGCUGGGCGGAGGGCCUGCUUGCUUUGAGAAAACCAAACGCCCCACCCUCCUCCUCCUCAUCCCCACCCUCCUCCUCCUCCUCCUCCUACUUUUCCUCUUCCUUGUCCUUCCCACUCUCAGCCAGCUUGUUUACGUCCCCAAAAAACACCCAACCAGUGCGUUGUUACCCCCCUGUCAUUGUGAGAGUAUCUCUCCCUGUCAAUACAUGGCCAUUGUAGCCUAACCUCUUCUUAUAAGGAAGAGAUGCAUUAACACAGCCAAUCCAGACCCCUCUCCUCCAAUGGCUCCAUCUCUGGGCUUACGUCAUGCUGGUUUUGCCUCCUUAAAGGUCCAAUGCAGCCGUUUUUAUCUCAAUAUCAAAUCAUUUCUGUGUUAACAAUUAAGUACCUUACUGUGAUUUGUUUUUCAUGAAAAUGGUCAAAGAAAUAAAUAAAUGCUUUUUAGCAAAGAGCGAUUUCUCAAGCAAUAAUUUUGCUAGGACUGUCUGGGAGUGGUCUGAAUGGGUAGGGGAAAACUGAAAACUAGCUGUUAAUGGCAGAGAGGUUUGGAACUCUCUUUCUUAUUGGUCUAUUAACUAAUUUACUAUCACCAGGCAGGCCAAAACUCCAUCCCACCAAAACAGGCUGACAUUUCAGACAGUCUUUUUCAAACAGCUCUUACACUAAGAGGGUAUCAUACAUUUUACAGUAUCCAACCUCAUAGUUUGGAAAUAUAUAUAAAACACAUGAAAGUCAAAUGUUUUACUGCACUGGGCCUUUAAGGUAAACAAUGAGUCAGUUAAUGGCUAUGCACAUACAGUAUAUUUUUUAUUUGUUAUGGAUCCCCAUUUGCUGCUUCCAAGGCAGCAGCUACUCUUCCUGGGGUCUAGCAAAAUUAAGGCAGUUAUACAUUUAAAAAACAUUACAAUACAUUAAUAACAGAUUUUACAACAUAUUAAGUGUGUGCCCUCAGGCAUCUACUCUACUACUACAUAUCUAUAACACAAAAUCCAUGUGUACAUGUGUGUAUAGUGCGUGUGUGUGUAUGCAUGUGUCUAUGUUUGUGUUGCUUCACAGUCCCCCGCUGUUCCAUAAGGUGUAUUUUUAUCUGAUUUUUAAAUCUAAUUUUACUGCUGGCAUGAGUUACUUGAUGUGGAAUAGAGUUCCAUGUAGUCAUGGCUCUAUGUAGUAUAUGGCCCUCUUUGUCCAAUCAUACAAGCCUGUGAAGACGGGUAGAACAGGCGGUGGCUUAAUGAUUCACCCUGUCACAUUGGUCCAGGAACUAGAGACAUUGAAGUAGAAAAGUUAAAGGGGACAUUGCUCCCUUUCUUUCAUAUGAUGUUUUUACCAUCAAAUUCCGUGAGAGGGGUAGUUGGGGUGGUAGUGGGAGUACGGCCUGUACCGUUGCCUUCCCCUGCCCUUCGGACUCUUUCAGUCUCCAGACUCCACCCCUUUUGAGAACCGACUGGAGCUGAACUAGGUGUUGGGGAUUCUGUGUUUUACACUCUUGCUUUCUGAGAUUGAAAAGGAGGAAGCGCUAGGAGGGGAAAUUACUGGGGGUUUCAUGACAGGCCAGUCUUCCUGCCCGUGAGCCCCAGGCAGACAGCAUGGUUUUGGGCAUGGUGGACAGCCCUCUGGGCCCGGUUCCUCCUGGAGCUCCACACAGACAGGUAUGGGAGGCUCUCCCAUGAGGGCUCUCUUGCUCUGGACUCAUUAAGACUCACCUGGCAGGCUCUGGUUAUAGCUAAAUGUCUUAUGAAGUUCUAUUGAGUAUCUAUCUGAACAUUUGGAUGUUUUGGUGCUUCGAGCUUAGGAAGUGAAAUCUCUGUGUUAGUCAGUGUUGACUCGAGGUGUUGACACAGCAGGUUUUGCUUGGCACGGACAUCUGAAACCAUCUGAUAUGUGUUUAUGCCGCAUAUUUUGUUUGGAUGCUGCUCUAAUUGGCUUUUCACCGCCACUGGCAACAGUUGAAUUGUGAAUAUGGUCUCCUAUGAGAAUAGUCUUUCUUUGCUUGUUUUCUUUGAAUAACUGUCAAUGAUUGGUGAUGUCAAGUUUUUAACAGACUUCUCAAGAUUGACACAAUUUGGCCUCUACAAUCCAUAACGAUCAUAAUUAAGCUGUGCUGCUUGGUUUCAUGAUAUACGUAACAGCUUGUUAAUCAUUACCACCGUUUGUUUCUUUCCAUAUCUGCUCAGGAUGCGUCACAGAUAAACAUGUUUCCUCUGGAGUCAUAAUUUAUAUCAAUGAAUGCUGUCAGCAAAAUUAUAGCUAGGAAAAAGUAGGCCAUAAGUCUCAACCAUGUCCAUUACAGCCUGUGUAUGUAGUCAUCAGCUCUGAACGGGGUGUUUUGAUGUUGAUUUGCUUUAUACAGUCCACCCACACAUUAGCUACUGUAUGGACCUACCAGACAUCAUACUGCUAUUUUUAGUCACCAGGAAAUGAUUUCUCAAUUCAAAUGACAUCCACUUAACUCUCUUUGUGUACCAGGGCGGCAGGUAGCCUAGUGGUUUAGAGCGUUGGGCCAGUUACGGUUCGGAAUCCCCGAGCUAGGUGAAAAAUCUGUCGAUGUGCCCUUGAGCAGGGCACUUAACCCUAAUUGCUCCUGUAAGUCGCUCUGGAUAAGAGCGUCUUGCUAAAUAACAAAAAAUGUACAUACUUUAGACCACUAUUGUGAAGUUAUAUGAUUACUAACUUUGUCUUAUAGGAGAACUAAAAUGGUCCUAUUUCCCUCCUGUAGCAGAAUGAAGUGACAGACAGUGCCUACCUGGGCUCGGAGAGCACCUACAGCGAGUGUGAGACGUUCACCGACGAGGACACCGGAGCCCUGGUCCAGCCCGAGAUGCACGAGGAUGUGGAAACGGACAGCGGCAUCGAGGCCACGCUCCACGACCCUGAGGACAGCAGCAACAGGUCAGUUCUGGCUCCCUUACGCCUCUUUACUCCAUGUGGAGCGAAAGGCUGCAUGGUCAUUUGCAGUUUUCUCAGGACAGGCCCCUGGCCCAAUAGUUAGUCCUGAUCGUCACCUAUAACCUUAACCGCGGCCCCUUAACUCGACCCACGUACAGUUGGCACAGCAGAUAUUGCGCUGUGCGAAAUGCAAGACGCUCUCACACAGUCACACAUAGUAUCUGCCAAUGUGCAUGGGGUUCGCUUCGUGACUUUACAACGUGGUAGCCACGGGAACAAAACAGCGAAGAAGUUGAGCUUCACUCUUCAGCGCUCUUAGUUGUUUGCGUAAAUUGACCCACUAUGCUGUUUACUUUCUGCAUCUACGUCAUAUCGCUGAGUCCACCUUUAACCUUGAGCUAAAGUUGUAAUCCCAUAUGUAGCGAAGUCGAGGUGAGGCAAAGGUAGGUCAAAGCUGUCCUGAAUACCACCCAACCAGUCACUGCUCAUCACUCAGACACCAGGGGUUUGCACUGUAACACUAUAGUACAUAUAGGCCUAAAUAGUAAUGGGAAUUAACUAGGAUAAGCCAAACUAACGCAAGCUCCAGUCAUCACAGCCUCUGUAUCAUCAAGCCUGUAUCUCGUCUUAGAUUCUACAGACGACUUGGGAGUCUAUGUGGGUCACCAGACAGAGAUUAAAUAGAGGCAAUAAUAGCCACCAUUGUAAUGGCCCUGGGCUUGAAAUACCUUUCGUCUACAGAGAGCGAAAGUCUUAUCAUAUCAAUCUAAUUGAAGAUGCCUUUUGUUUAUGGUUUCUCCAGGGUGGUUGGUCAUGGCUGCUCCUCAAGUGCAUGCAGGCUCUCAUGUCCCUCUAGUCUAAUUACUAUGGUUUGAAUUGAUCAGUUGACAAAUUAAAUAGAUCAUGGUAUUUUCUUACUAUUGGACGAUUACUGUUGGCCAGAUGUGUUUUGGACUCUUAGAUUUGCAGUGGGACCUGUCUUCAACACAUGGCAGAUAGCUUGCAGGCCUAGAUAAAGUGAUUAUUGUGAUGAAAUACAGCACAUGGUUAUUUGAGGAACAAAGCCUGGAGAUCAUAGUUAUUUUGAGUGACGAUUUUAUUUAUUUAGUAAGGACCAGAUGGUAGAGAACAGAGAUCUUAGGUCAUCAUCAUCAUUUUCAAAGGCAUAAUAGAUCACUGACAGUUUGGAAGGAACUUGCUUAUCCCACUAUUAAACUACACUUGGGUUGUUGAACAUUCUACCCUUGUUUUUUUGUUCUGGUGCUGCACAACAUUAGAGAUGACCUCACACUCAGACACAAUGUAAUAUCCAGAGACCUUGAAGAGACAGCCAUGUGAGCCCUGAUCUAUCCACUGAAUGUUUGACUUUGUCUUUUGGCUGACUAUGAGCUUUGAGAUCAGUUGAUCUUCAAUGGCCAAGAGUUAUGUGUUGCUGCAAUGAUUACAGUAAGUUAAUAUUUUAUAUUGACAUUUACCUGCAUUUUUACCUAAACUUUUCUGGUUAGCGGAAAGCAGGCAAUAGCAUGACACCUCUUGCGUUUUGAGCUCUGUUUGUGGAGUAUUGUCAACGCCCAACAAGUUCAGUUUGUUUCAAGUUAAUGCUACUUUAUUUGUCCCCUUAGGGCAAAAACUAGACAUAUUGUCCCUUCGGGCAAAUACUGAUAACAUAUUACCAUUGUCUCCAUGGGGCGGCGCACAUUUGGCCCAGCGUCGUCCAGGGUAGGGGAGGGAAUGGCCGGCAGGGGAUGUAGCUCAGUUGGUAGAGCAUGGCGUUUGCAAUGCCAGGGUUGUGGGUUCGAUUCCCACAGGGGGAAAAAAAUAUAAUGUAUGCACUAACUGUAAGUCGCUCUGGGUGUGGUCCUCUGUAGCUCAGCUGGUAGAGCACGGCGCUUGUAACGCCAAGGUAGUGGGUUCGAUCCCCGGGACCACCCAUACACAAAAAUGUAUGCACACACGACUGUAAGUCGCUUUGGAUAAAAGCGUCUGCUAAAUGGCAUAUUAUUAUUAUUAUUAUAAGAGCGUCUGCUAAAUGACUAAAAAAUGUUUUUUUAAAAAAAUGUAUUGUGCUCUUUGUCUAAGAAUUUGUUUUGGUUGGGUUCUUCCACCCCUAAUGAUUUAAUUGGGUCAAUAGUUAGAAUGAGGCAAAGAUUAUUAACUGUGGUCCCUCUGUAGUGUGUCCCAAUGCCCUGUUCCUAAGAUGUCAGAUUAGUGCCCGCCACCUGUUUGGAACAGCCACUUGACACAGGCAGCACACUGUUCCAGAUAUCUCUGUCAAGAGCUUAUGUGUUUAAGUGUUUGACACCUGAUUGUAGAAGUUUACAUCAAGUCAUUUUUUAUGUAGGCUACGACUGCAGUAACUUGAUUUUACUUUAGGCCAGGGUUCCCCAACUGGCGGCCCGCGUGCCGAAUUUGGCCCGCGGGUGACUUUAUAUGUUCCAAAGUAUAAUAGAGAGAUAUAUUUGAUCGUAACAAAUGUAAGCAAGGUUUGAAAUGAUUAUGUUUAGUCAUCUUAUAUCUGUUUUGGCUUCUUGCGGUCAAUUUGCAGUCUACAAAUUAUUUGUAAUUAUGUUCCGGACCCCUGACCAUCCGCUCAAGAAAGUAGUUACUGUUUGGGGUCUGUAUUCUGAGUGUAUUAAUGAGUUGUUUUUGCCUGUAGUGCUGGGGUCAGUCAAGAGGGAGGAGGAAGUGUAGGGGAAUGAGGCCUUAUCUGCUGACUGUGUAACCUGUCUCUCCGGGUAGAUGACGGAUCAGGGGGGGGUGGACCAGUUGACAGGGAUGUGUUUGGACUUCCUGUCCACAGCUGAGCCUUGAAUUCCAGGAAGUGUGGAGUUUGCUCUUUUUUUGUUCUUUUCCUUUUUUUCUGGCGAGGGCCCCAUCUUCCCGCUCCCUGCCACCUCUUUCCUUCAUGCUGAUGGAAAGCCCGGCCGGCAGACACUUCCACUUUCUCCUGUUUCAGCAGUCCUGCACUAUCAGCGGUUUGGCAGGAAUUAUGGAAGGUCGUCCCCUGACUCACCAGGGCUGAACUUCCCCCGAAAUAAAAGACUUUAAGUAAAUUUUGACCUUUCGCUGGGCUGAAUUGUGUUGACACAUUUUGAAUAGAAAUGUAUUCCACUGCCAAACGGCAAAGUCUAUCCAACAUCCAUUUUCUACUCUGCUAUGUCAGAUCAUGCCCCUGUUACUCUUCACAUACAGGUGUUUUCUUAUACAACUUUCUAGAUUUAGCUUGUUGUGGCUAUCUCAGGCCUCACCUAUCCAUUCUUCCUUGAGACAGAUUCCUCUGCAUUUCAGCUCAGUUCCUUCUUUGAGUUCCAUAUUUCCUGUGUUGAAUUGCCCUGUCUGUCACUGAUGGGUCAGAAGAUCACAGCAGGUGAAUUACAAAAACCAACCACAACCAUUUUGAGUUGAUGUCACUGUGAAAAGGUUUACAAUUGGUGGCAGCGGUGGGAUCACAACAGUCCCGUUUGACCAUCAGAGGUAAAGAUAAUUAUAUAACAAUCAGAUGUGCUACUCUAAAAUUAUAAAUUGGCUUCAUGAAAGCAAUUGUUAUACAGCAGGCCUAUGUGUGUAACUCACAUCAUAUUCCACUGGAGUCCACUGGAAUCAAGUGAUGGCUCCCAUGAUGAUCCUGCCCCAUUAAAAAUAUUUUAAGCGAAUCAGCACAAUAACAACACACUCCCACCUCCCUGUCAUGUGCUCUUGGAUAAAGACCUAGAGGAAUUUCCUAUUCCUACACACGAUGACUCAACACUGUCAGUAACGUUUAACAAAAGGGCCUUUAAGCUUUGGUUUUUCAACACCUCUUAGUAGUUUCUGUGGCCCAGGAGACGGCCAUUACAUGUAUGAGUCUAUGCUCUUGGCUGAGGAUUAGGAGUUUAACAGGAUUACCCACCCCCAGCCCAUUCGCCCAUCGUGUCCUACCCCAACACUACCUCACUCGGCUGGGCCCGGGCCAGUCACCGCGCCUGCCUGGUGCCCCUGCUUAGCCCUUAAUCUUAUUAACCCUCAGCCACUCACAGCCUGCCUCCCCAUCUUGCCUCCAGUCUAUGGGGAAGAGCCCAUGGUAACAGGGGACAACCGACGGGUCACUUGUGAGGACUGAUCAUUUGUGGUUACAGACUGUGACGAAUACUUUUUAGUCGACCAAGUUGGUGGUAACUUAUUAAACGUGCAAGGAAAGAAGAGUGUGCAACUAUCAGUAACAUUUUCUGGGUACCAUGGACUGAUCCCUUGAGUGGACAAGGUCUUUGGGAUCGUCUCCUAACUGAAGAACUGGGCAGUACUACUCUUGGGUUGGUGUAACCAGUGAGUGUUCAGGAUUCCGCUCUGGUUGGCUGGAGGUCGUCUGUCUCCAGUUGCUCCAAGGUUGAGACGCGGUGGCAGCGGACGGCGUUUGAAGAUGCGGUCUCUCUCCUCACCUGCCCUCCAUGUGCGGGACCUUACUAGGGACCUCAGUGUUGGGCUGAGUAGUGGGUAAGUGGGUCCGAAUGUUGGGUUGAGUUGCUAGUCAAAUAUGUUGAGAUUUUGAGUGCUAUGUUAAAGUGUUCAAGUGUUAGCUUGUUACAAGUAUUGUGCUGAGUCGGUGUUAAUUGUUUUUUAAUGUUGAGUUGAGCGAGGCUAAAGUGUAUCUGAAGUGGAUGGGUCUGUGGGAUCAGUGACCAAGUGCAGGAUACCGUGUCGGUGGUUAGCGUAAAGUGAAUUUGAGGGUAGGAUUGAGUGGGUUAUAAGUCUGUUGACUCUGUACUUGUAAACACAAGAAAUAGAACUAGGCUUUGUCUUUGGAUGACAGCAACCCUUGGAAUGGGGCUGAGGUGGAAAUCCUGUGUGUAUGUAGCUACACUCCAGCCACCCUUCAUGUUCUGUGGGGUACAAAGGAAAGUCUGGCUAUCUAAUACCCUUUCCAGUUACAGAACGCAAGGCCACUGUACUGUAUAUCAGCUGAACUCAGGUGAACCUACCAGUUUAGCCAUCGCAGACAAGCCAAACAUGUCUAUUUUGGUGGCUAAACAUGGCUAACUUUAGCUUUCUAUUUAUUUGUGUGAAAGUUAGCCUGCUAAUUUUAAACUUGAUGAGAAGCUUCGCCCUGUUUCGUCUCAAUUAAGGUCACCUCUUAAGCUUACCCUACAUAGAACCCAGUGAAAGCUCCACUCUCAUGCAGCGAGUAUAGCUAGACAUCAGCUUUACAUUGCCGGUGGACCACAAACAUUAAAUGUGCUUCAUUUCGACCAAUGAGUCUGUAGGAUUAAUGAAUUAGCAGAUUACCGUUAAAACCAAUUGAUUUUCAAACUUGUCCAGAUUGCUGGGCACUUUGCAGGGCUGUCUUAAUCUGUGAUGCCAAAUACUCUAUUCGUAGGAUUCAGGCUAGUUGCUUUCCAGGCGUCUCAGUUCAACACAAACGGUGUGCUAAACUCUGCAUAUAGAACUUGGAACAUAUCCACACUCUUACUGUAAUAGUUUAGCGCUUCUAAUUUGGUUGAAGCCGUGUUAAAAUAGAUCCUCCGUGUUAGGUCAGGAUGCCACUGUGGUCUGUAGGUGAAGGAACCCAGAUCUGUUUUUACAGAUAGUCAGGUAUAAAAACGUAACUCUAGCCCUAACUUUAGCCUGUAAAUGAGUUUGUACACAAUUUAAAGAACAAACGCACAUACAGCCAUAGAACCACAAACCAUGAGUAGGUCUCACGCCAGUAAACUGCCAAUCAAGAUUUUUCUGGCAUUUCUACCCCUGACACCAUUGAUACAGACACCAAUACCUGCACAAAGUUGGGUAAAUGUAGAAAAAAUACCUCUAUGUGAACGUGGCUAUAUGCAAUCCCUGUGUGUGAAUUCUUCCUCCUAUUUUUCUCUCUCUCGCUCUCCUUUUAUACACGCUCAUCCCUCUUUCUCUGUCCCUCAGGUUCUCCCUGAGCUCUGAGCUGCACAGCCACACCCUGGUGACAGUGAUUGGCGGGGAGGAGGAACACUUUGAGGACUUUGGGGAGAGCAACACCUCGGAGCUGCUGCUGGACACCACCGAGGAGGGAACCGAGGGAGAGGGGGACUCGUCCCACCUCCAGACCCCCGACCAGAACAACUGCUCCUCCCUGCUACUCUCUCCCAGGUACGGACCACCCUAAAGAACAGCGCCCAGUCUAUAGCCCACACUCAGUCAGGGUCCAACUGAGCACUCAAAGUAAGACUGUGACUGAGCAGUUGUGUCGUGUAGGCUAUGUUUUUAAGUGCCACUAAUCAGUUCAAAACUCUGACGUGUCGGAUGAAGGUCACCCACAGUAGCUGCCACAUUGUUACCAACAAUAACAUUACUUUAUCCUAGGGUACCGUCAAACACACAGUGUAGAUGUUAGUAGUCUUCGUCAUUGGCUCCUGUCAGGGAGCAGGGAAAGCGUUGUCUUGCUGGAUAGAGUAGCAGGGUAGAUUUAGUCUGACUCUACAUUCUCAGCUGCAGUUUCCUAGCCACAACCUUCCCUGGUGCUGUUAUAAGCAGACUGACUGGCUGUAUGUUUGGAAAGACUGGAGGUCAAACAUUGAUAAGAACUCUCUGGAGGCCUCCUUUCCAUUCCACCCCCACUGCCUCCUGCUCCUGAAGGACGAGAUAAAAGGGAACAAGGUUAAAGUUCACUUACUUACGACUCUUCCUGUUGCUGCUUACUCUUUUAUUAAAACAUCUGUUGAGGUAAAGCUACUGCACACCAAAUGCUUACACAUAUCCAGUCAUCAAGGAGAGAUAGAACCGAGCAUGUUUAUUGAAUAGAAUUCAGCCAAAACUGAGAGUUACAGGCUUUCCAUAGGCUUGCUAACAAAGCUGGGGUUUGAGCCAGCCAGUAUGGACUGCUUUAAGUGUGUCUCACCUGACCACACAUGAACACUCAGUCCCCUCUCACUUUCCUCUGACACAGUACUGCUCUGCCUGAACACUCCUGAGCACUUCCUCUCCUCUUUUUCUGCACUCGCUCCACCCCCUCCUUCUCCUACACUCUGUUUUCACUAAGACACUAAGCCGGAUAAUGCAUAAUUCCCAUUUGGGUGAUAUUUUCCCUAUCUUUCAUUCCUGUAAGUUCUUAGCCAGCUAACUGCCUAGCUUUUCUCGGUCACAAUAUGGAAAUAAGCUGGCCUAAAUGGAUUGGCUUUAAUGAUUCCUUCCGAGUUACCAGUAAUACUAAACCCCCCCCCCCCCCCCCUUGGUAAUUCAACCUUACAACCGUAAAUUCCUUCCAACUAAAAUGAAUGGGCACUAGGGUAGUUUGAAAGAGUCCAUUGUGAUUCAUAGUGUGUUGCAGGAGCAUUGUGGUUAGUGCAGUAGUGUAUGUGGUGAUGCCGAGAGACGUGCUACUGAUCAGAGCUGAAGUGUAAAAUGGCUCUGACCCUCUCCACACUGAUGUGUGUAAACACACACCUCUUGGACGCACAGGAUGCUAACCACUCUCCUCAUCUUACUAGACACACACACACACACCUAGACGGUACACUGCUGCUCCGCUGCCACUGUGUCUACAAACACACCCUACUGCAGCUGUAACUGCACAGAAGUGUCCUUCAUUACAAGCUAGCCAGCAGAAAAUGCCUGAGACGGCACAGCAGUGAUUCACAGGAACCUAUGACCACCUCGAGACACACACGCCACACGUACAGGAAUCGGAGCCAGCCUAUUGCAAAACACAGACGAGAUGCACUCUCUGAAUAAAUAAUCAGCCAGAAAAGGUGAUGUGAGGAGAGGCUGCAGCGCCAAACACACUUAAGUUAACUAUUGAUGUUUGUUUGUGUGCUAGGAAUAGCGAUGCAGGUUUUGUUUUGUUCAAGUGAACUGAAUAUGAACCUCACUGCAGCUCAUCGGAGCCAAGUCACUAAAGUAAUACAUGAAUGUACAUAUAAAGGUGUGCCCAAUGACAGUAGCCCUUUCGUUGAAGGGACAGGAAGAACCCUUGGUUGGAACAGCGCUCUUAGACGGAAUCCAUCCUUUCAGUGAACUCCACAGCCCAAUUACUCACAAAGUUUCCCUUUUCACAAACUCUCAUAAUCCUGCACUCUUGAUCCCCAAAGCUUCCUCUUCUCCAUCACGGUGCACCCCACUUUUCCGUCACUCACUCCCCUUCUCCUCCUUUCCUCCUCUCUUUCUCUCCCCAGCACCCCCACUACUCUCCCUGACAGCUUUCAGAGCUUCCUCAGGGAGGAGGCACUGGAUUUUUUCUGUAACCAAUGUCACAAACAAAUCUCUCGCCUGGAGGACCUUUCCACUCGCCUCAAUUUCCUAGAGAUGAAUAGGUAACACUCCCCACCACCACUAAGGUUAUCCCGUGUGUGUGUGUGUGUGUGUGUAUUGCCGUGUUGACUAGGUAACACACACUGCUCUCGUUCUCUGUGCGUGUGCUGUCCUGUUGUGUUUAGUUUGUAAGAUGCACACACGUGUGUUUAAUACUGUCAAAUAGACAGACACAUGCACAGAGUUUGACAGUGUUUGUGUGUAUGUUUUUGAAUAGGUCGUCACACACAUCUCACGCCACUCAUCUUGACUCUUCAGUGCACGUUUGUGUGUGAGUUAGAGUUUGGCUUGACUUGUCUUUGGGGAGAACCUCUCACUCAAACUCAAGCUUGCUCACGGUGUCUGGGCUGUAGCGAUAUAAAUCAGGUUUGUAAGGUUGUUAGUCGAUGUUCGUAAAGGUGAGUUAGGUGGACCGUUGUGCUUUGCUCUAGCUGUUAGUGCCAGGUGGCCAACAGAAGGUUUUCCCAGAGUUCCCAUUGCUCAUAUCAGUGCAUGCCUUAUGAGUUUCAUGCAUACAUAUAUCGCAUCCUGUCAAGGACCUGGAAACAAUUCCAUGUGUGCAGUGACAAACGUUGCAACAACAACAAAAAAAUGCUAAACCUGAAUUAACUUCCAGGUGAUUGACGUCAUUGGCAGUGGUGUAUGGCUUAGGUCAUUGCUCUCAUAUUCCAUUUAAAGUACUCAUUCCAUUGCAACCUUACAAAUGGACUGAAUCAUCUUGUACCUGUUCAAGCAUGAGUGCUGAUGGGAAAAACGAACCUUUUUAGCCAAUGCACAUGCUUUUGUGUCUGGGCUGUGUUCAUUAGGCACCAAACAGAUGAAAAUGGACUCAAACAGGGAGUGACUAGGCCUACCUCAUAGACUUGUCCAAUAAAAAACCACGCAUUUUUGUUUUCUGUUGCAUUUCAAAUGUGUGUGUUUUUAUUGCUGUGGUGUGUGUGCAGACGUGCAUGUGAACAUGUACCGUACUUCAGGAUCCUAUGCUCCUAUGCUCCCGGUAUGACAACCUCUUUAUCCCUCUGAGUUUUGGAACGAGGGGAUGGAGGGGUAGGGAGGAAGGACACCAGGAGACAGACGUUGUCUCUUUCAACUGUUCUUUCUCUCGUCUUGACUGGUUUCCUGUUGUUCCAUCCCCCCAUUCAGCUCCAGCAAGAGGCUGUCCAGCAAGAAGGUAGCACGGUAGGUCAAAAUGAGUUAGUUUCAUGAAUUCAGUAGAAUAUUAUUUUAGAUUGAAUGUGAAAAUAUGGUGGAUUUUGACAAACGCAACAAGCUAUCCUGACUUAGCGUGAAACUGUAUAGUGAAAGCUUUCCAGGACGGAACAGUUUUGAGCUGCUUUCUUUAUCACAAACAUGUAUUUAUUCUCCGGCGUUUUAAAGACACCUCCUCCAGAACAGCUCCUUGACGCUGGACAGCAUGAGCGAGCUGUCGCGGGACAUACUGGACCUGGCCGACACCGACAUCACUGACAAGGUCAGAGUUCAACGUCACAACACAGCCAUCAUAAGAUUAUACAGCAUCAUACCGAGUUUAGCAACAGUGCCAAACAGCAUUAUACAGCACUGUAUGUCAAUGGAAAGAAAGAGUUCCGUGUCAAACAACACAAUAUCACCACGUCAUACACUGUAUCAUACACUGUUGGGUUUAGAGCUUGAAAGAAAGGCAUUUCACUGUACCUGUGCAUGUGACAUUAAAACUUGAAACCACUGAACAUGAAAUAAAAAAGAUCAUCCAGUUCUCAAUGGCAUCGCUUAAAUGCCACAAUGCACCGGUCAAUUCCACACAGUGUUGUGCCACAGAACACCUUGGAAAGACUUGGAAGAGUCGCCCCCCCCAUUGUGGGCUAAAAGAGAUCCUAAUAAACAAACACUGCUUUGUGCUAACCCUCACCCCGUCCUCCUCCCAGGUGCUCCUGCUGGAGCGUCGCGUGGCGGAGCUGGAGAAGGACUCGGAGGCCAGCGGGGAGCAACACGCGCGCCUCCGCCAGGAGAACCUGCAGCUGGUGCACCGGGCCAACGCCCUGGAGGAGCAGCUCAAGGAGCAGGAGCUCCGCGCCGAGGACCACCUGCACCAGGAGACCCGCCGCCACAAGGACGCCCUCACCAAGCUGGAGCGGGAGAGGGGCCUGGAGCUGGAGAACCUGCAGGCUAGGUAUGUGGGGGGUGGGUAUGUGUCUGGUAAGACGAGGAGAGUGGUUAUCAUCCUGUGCGUAGCAUCCUGUGAGGUCUGUGUUUGUGGGGGGGGGGGGGUCAGAGCAAUUUUUCACUUCAGCUCUGCCCAGGUGUGUGUGUGUGUGUGUGUGUGUGUGUGUGUAGCAAGGGUGGCCAGCUGGUGUGCCUGCCUGGUGCAUAGGCCUUUAGAGGCUGUGAUUGUCAACACUGCUCCAUUGACUGUGUCGGUCAGUGACAUUGUGGGGCUUCACUGCCACCUACUGGUCUACAGCUGAUUCAAAGCUUGAUGAUGAGUUGGUUAUUUGAAUCAGCUGUGUAGUGCUAGGGCAAAAACCGUGAACCCAGGGGGGGCCCCAGGACCAGGUUUGGGAAACCCUGGUCUAGAGUACCACAACCCUCCCAAAGCCUUUGAUCCCAAAGCUGUUUCUCUCAGUAGAGUAGACAUGUAUGUAACAGGUAGCCGCCAAAAUAAAGGAAACACUUGAGUAAAUGAGUGUUCUGGCAGCUCUGUUAUGGUGUGCAUUUUCCUGGCAUGGUUUAGGUCUACUCAAGGUAAACGGCAAUAAAUACACUGCCAUUCUGAGUGAUCACCUUCAACCUAUGGUGAAUCAUUUCUAUCAAGAUGGAAGUUUCUUCCAGGAUGACAAUGCCCCCAUCAACAGGGCCACGAGUGGUCACUGAAAUGGUUUGAUGAGCAUGAAAACGAUGGAAACCAUAUGCCAUGUCCGACUCAGUCACCAGAUCUCAAACCAAUUGAACACUGGAGUGGCCCCUGAGACAGCAAUUUCCACCACCAUCAACCAAAAACAAAUAUAGAAUUUCUCAUGGAAGAAUGGUGUGGCAUCCCUCCAAUAGAGUUCCAGACACUUGUAGAAUCUAUGCCAAGGCGCACUGAAGCUGUUCUGGCGGCUCAUGGUGGCCCAACGCCCUAUUAAGACACUUUAUGUUGGUGUUUCCUUUAUUUUGGCAGUUACCUGUAGGUGUCACAGCAGGUCAGUUGUUGCCUGACUACCAAGACUCCUUGCUUCGGCCAAAAGCCACGCCCACGGACGUUAGUUUCCUUCUCCGCAAUGAGUCUGGAUCUGAGUACCUCCCUGACCCUUCACCAAAUGCGAACACGUUCGGGGCCGGCUGAUUGGUCCAGAAACCGAUGGGUUGGGCCAGAGCCAGAACACACGUGGGUAAAGCGGCGUUUUGAAAAUAUGUCAUUGGCUUUGAUAGUUUGAUUGGUUAGAGACGAUCCGAUCGCUGAUGACUUUGUUUUGUACAACACCCCUCGUGCCCCUCGUCACCACAAACGACUUCAAUGAUGGCAGUCUCAGACUAAAGUAUGUAGCGAACGACAGAGCAGCUAGGGCGUCAGGCUAGGUCAGCUGUACUGUACUGUAUCUCCUCAGCUGUGAAUGUGUCAGUGUGUGGAACAGAAUGUUUAAUUGAAUUUGUUGAAUGAAUGAUUUGAAUAGAUUGAAUUGGGGGUUGUCAAAUGUGUACCGUGGCUAUAUGUAAUCGAACUGUGCUGUUUUCUGCCCUAGGCUGCAGCAGCUAGAUGAGGAGAACAGUGAGCUGAGGUCCUGUGUGCCCUGUUACCGCGCCAACAUCGAGAGACUAGAGGAGGUAAGAGCACUGUCUUCUCUCCUCCUCCCUUUCCUCUCCUUCCACCUCCCUAUCCCCUCCAGUUUCCUUCUCUUCCCCCAUCUCUCCUUUCUCUUCCUUCCAAUCCCUUAUCUGUUUACCUCUUCUCUCCAUCCACCUCAACCCCCAUUUCCCAAGUUUCCUUCCCUCCCACUCAUCUGUCCUUUCUCUUCCCUCCCAUACCUUAUCUAUGUAUCUCUCCUCUCAUCCCUCCUUCCUCUUGUUCGCCCAUCAGGAGAAGAGGAAGUUGGAGGACGAGGUGGAGGACGUGACGGAGCGGCUGAACGAGGAGCUGGAAACCCGGAGGAAGACUACCGACAAGUUGACCCAUGAGCGCCACCAGAACCAGAAGGAAAAGGAGCACACGCAGGAGGUGAGAGGUCACGAGGUGACACCUGACUCUGAAUACACGUCAAAUGUGGAGGGCUGUCCGUCAUUUAGUUUUGGUCUGUCAAUGAGUAGGAUUAGGGUUCCUUUUGGCUUUUCGUUAUUUCUCAGCUGCUGGGUAGAAAAUGUAUAAAAACCUUUAUUUUUAUUUUUCAACCAACCCCUCCAACGGUUGGUGACUAGUUGCUCUUGCAGAAUAGACUAUCUCUCUCUAACAGCGGUCUUUCUCUCUCUCUCCCCCCCCCCCCCCUCCCCCUUCUCUCCCUCCACCAGCUGAUUGAGGACCUGCGGAAGCAGCUGGAGCACCUGCAGCUGUACAAGCUGGAGGCGGAGGCUAGGAGAGGGCGCUCUCCCAGCGCCGGGCUGCAGGAGUACCAGAGCCGCACCCGCGAGGCCGAGCUGGAGCAGGAGAUCCGACGCCUCAAGCAGGACAACCGCAGUCUGAAGGAGCAGAACGACGAACUGAACGGCCAGAUCAUCAACCUGAGCAUCCAGGGAGCCAAGAACCUGGUGACGGCCUCCUUCUCCGAGUCACUGGCCGCCGAGAUCAACUCUGUGUCCCGGGGAGAGGUGAGUCACAAUAUAGAUAGAUACAUGUAUACAGUAGAUACACAUAGAUAUACAGUGAAGGCGAUGCAUUGAUGUAAAGGUCAUAAAUAUAUGUCCACGUCCAUUAUCUCAGUAGCUAGGUUUCCAUCCAAUUGGCGACAGAUUUUCAUGCAAAUAUUCUACAAUCCACAAAGCUACAUAAAAAAUGCACAUUUUCCUGCCGGAGAUGUGUUUCCAUAUAAUUAAGUUGAUGCAGAGAAAAGUAUGUGCGUGAUUGACGUUGUGCACAUAAAAAUAACUUUUGCAGUUAAAUUCCCAUGUACCUAAUAAAAAAUACAAGUUAAAUGGGUUUCGAUGGCAUGUUCAACUCUGCUGAUUUUUGUCACCAAAAAUGUUGCGUUAUAUAGCGAAUGUGCCCACUUUGGUAUUGGCAGGUGCAUUAUAUAGCGAAUGUGCCCACUCUGGUCUUGGCACAUGCGCUCUAGCCAAGAGCUUGCGGGUAUAGCCUACAUGACGAGAUUAUUAUGGACAAAAGGACAGAGCGAGAUUAUUUUAAUUUGUCAAAUGGCAGCCAAGCAUCGAUCUUCAUGUCACUAGAAUAAGACCCUCAAUAUUUAUUGGAAAGCAGCAUCAAGCUCAUCACCGUGCACUUUCACCACCCUGUGAAGUUCAUCAUAACUUAUUUCAUGUGUAGCCUAAUAAACUGCAUGCUUUCCCGCGUCGUAGAGGGAGGACCACACGUCAUCGCGUGACUCCAACUUUGCUUUGAUAAAAUGGUUAUUAUAUCAAUAUUUGUGCAUAAAAGUGUUUCUACUGCCAUUUUUCGCAUAAUUAAUUUUACUGACACAAAAAGAUCCCACCUUAUCUAGCGUAUUUUGUUUUGUUGACAUCUGGAAAGUUUACUGACAAAUUUGCUGUUUUCAUCAGGCCUGUCGUGACAUUUUUACUCGCAUAAAAAGGUUGGAUGGAAAUGUGGUUAGUGAGACUAACCUUGAUGAAUAAAGGUGGAAUAAAAUACAUUUCUUAAGACUCCUGGUGCCCAUAUUGUGGCCCCAUCAAAAUUCGGAAUCUUAAACAUAUAUUUUGCUGAACUCUAUAUUGUAUAUCUUGUUGUCCCUUUUUACCAUCUUGAAUAAUUGUUCAGUGCAAAUGAAAAGGUCACUAAGUUACUAUCCUUGUAAACAUUAGAUCUGUUUUGUUUUUUUGCAGUUGAUGGAGGCCAUCCGCAAGCAGGAGGACGUCAACUUCCGACUACAGGACUACAUCGACCGCAUCAUCGUGGCCAUCAUGGAGUCCAACCCCUCCAUGCUGGAAGUCAAGUAGAGGUGGCCAUCUUGGAAUAGGGCAGCCUGACGGCCUCUCCGCCUCACUGGACUGCCAUACUGGGAGAGACUGGCUAAACACUUAAAGACUGGCUACUGAGACUGACCACAGAGAGAGAUAUACCUAUUGAACUAUAUUAGGUGGAAGAAAGCACUCCAAUUACCCUUAAAGAAGAUUUAAAAGAAGAUUAAAAAAGAUUAUUUUUUUGUCACUGUUGAUGGCUGUUGUCUAUGAGAAAAUAAGCUACAUGGUUUAACGUCCCUGGGAUUUGAGCUUUGCUUUGUGUGUGUGUGUCUGUUCCCCAUGUCUACAGUAGGCUUUGGUUCUAAUGACUUCCCUGUAUUUGGGUAGAGGGACCUGAGUUUUCCUUGUUUGUCUGAAGUUGUGUGUGCCUAUGUGAUUUCUCUGAGGAACCCUUGGACUCCAUGGAAGACCUGGUUAACAUGUCACUGUCCCCUUAAAUAUAUUUUCGGCAAUGAAAUCUUAUGAGCCCCAAUGCUAGCAUGAUUCUGAAGCGUAUUGUCCUUGCACUACAUAUCAGCCCAUACCAUCUUUCACCAUGAGCUCAGUAAAUGAACUCCUGGGGUGUUUGGGAGCGUUCUCCUGUAUCACACUGAACAAUGUUUAAUCCACAUUUAAACCGUAUGUUGCACUGGUCAGGAGACGAGGUCAGAUGAAGUUGACCCUGGCUGCUCUCUUGAACACAGACUUGCGGUGCCGCCUACUACAUAAACCGUGUCAUGUUUGCAGUGUAAAUCUUUAUCCUGGUUUGUCUUUUGACUUGGAUUAUAUUCCCAGUGUGAGUUUAGGCAACCCAGGUGAGGGACAUUUCCUGGGGUAGAGGACAAGAAAUGCCCUGAGGGUUAGUGUGUGUGUGUGUGUGU
This is a messenger RNA of Coregonus sp. 'balchen', 22616 nucleotides long. NCBI's taxonomy places the organism in Eukaryota, Metazoa, Chordata, Actinopteri, Salmoniformes, Salmonidae. The record is from the annotation of a GenBank genome assembly.